Cladophialophora immunda is the source of this 2599-nucleotide messenger RNA. RefSeq lists its product as uncharacterized. The record is from RefSeq and is a predicted model, not a curated record. The transcript has a single exon. Gene Ontology annotation, biological process: peptide metabolic process. Lineage: Eukaryota; Fungi; Ascomycota; Eurotiomycetes; Chaetothyriales; Herpotrichiellaceae. Gene Ontology annotation, cellular component: mitochondrion. Gene Ontology annotation, molecular function: metalloendopeptidase activity. Bases 77 to 2470 code for a protein of 797 amino acids.
GUCACGUCAGUGUAACACCAGCCAACGCGUUACACGGGCAGCACAUGCUCACUCUACUCACUCCGACUGUCUAGGUAUGCAUAAGGCUCUGCGGCGGCAGCCUUGGACCUGCCCCAGAUGCCUGCGCAAACAGCAAAGGUUCAAUUCUACCGCCGCCGGAAUCGCCGUAGCCAACGAUAACACCUUCGAUGGUGCAUACCUCCAUGCGUCCUCCCACUCCUCCUCCAAGAACGGUAGCGAAAAUGCUCUCCUCCGUGAGGUUUUCAAUAGGAAGACACUCUCCAAGACAUCAUCCACCGAGAGUUCGGGCUUGAUAGGAAACACGUUCCUGACCCUUCCGCAGGGCUUUCAAAAAUUCGCAGAGGCGUCGGUAAUACAAUGCAAGAGAUUGGUAGAGAGGACGCUCGCCGCUUCCACGGCCGAGCAAUACAGAGCAAUACCCAGAGAUCUUGAUAGACUGAGCGACUUGCUUUGUCGAGUAAUAGAUCUCUCCGAUUUCAUCAGGAGCAUCCACCCGAGUGACGAUGUGGCUGCCUCGGCAUCUGCUUCAUAUUCACUGAUGUUCCAGUACAUGAAUGAGCUCAAUACAACCACUGGCUUAAACCAGCAGCUGAAAAAGGCCUGGGACAUGCCAGAGGUCCAGUCUCAGUGGAGCGAAGAGGAGAAAAUGGUUGCCGUGCUCCUGAUGAGGGACUUCGCAAAAUCGGGCAUUCACCUUCCCGACAAACAGAGACGACAGUUUGUCUCACUCUCGAACGAGAUUGUACAGCUGGGAACCGAUUUUAUUAAUCAGAUGGAUCAUGCAAGGGAGUAUGUCUCAUUUACCGUUCGUCAGUUGGAUGGUAUAGAUCCGACGUUGGUUCAAGGCUUCAAAAACCACGAAAGAGCACAGAUUCCAGUGUCGAGUAAGUGGUCCAAAAUGGUUCUUAGAGCUGCCAAGGACGCUGCAACGAGGAAAGAUAUGUACAUUGCUGAGAGAAGCGCCUCCAAGAAGACCAUUGCAACACUUGAACAACUGCUCCUUCGCCGUGCCCAGCUUGCCAAACUUACGGGCUUCGACAACUUUGCACAGAUGGCUCUCAUAGAGAAAAUGGCCAAGACCCCAGAGGCCGUGAACAACUUUCUCGAAUCGAUUAAUGCAAACAACAAGAUACAUGUGCAGAAGGAGCUUGCUCCACUCUUGGAACUCAAGCGCAAGGUGGACCAAGGCGCUGAAGGAUUGAACCCGUGGGAUCACAACUAUCUCCUGGCAAAACUAGAUCAGCUGGAGGGGGCUUCGGGACCUCGCACAUCAAAGUCGCGCCUGCAGGAGAGCGCCAGAUUUUACUUUGCACUCGGCCAUGUGAUGCAGGGCUUGUCCAGCCUGUUCGAGUCUCUCUAUGGAGUCCGCUUUGUACCAAAGGAGACCAAGCAAGGUGAAGUCUGGCAUCCCGACGUUAGACGGCUGGAUGUCUAUACCGACAAGGAGGAACAUAUCGCCACCAUGUACUGCGAUUUAUUUUCGCGACCGGGGAAGCAGAGCCAUCCCGCCCACUUCACGCUUCUCUGCUCACGGGAAAUCUCAGAGGAAGAGGUCCGCGAAUGUGAAGAACGCAAUGAACCACUGAACAAUGGCAUGCCGACACUCCUCAGCACCAACCCUACUUCAGGCGUGGCUUUUCAUCACCAAAUCCCCAUCAUCGCUCUUGUGUGUGGCUUCCCACAAUCCAGCGUACCCGGCGAACCUGCUCUUCUCUCUCAAUACAGUCUCGUCUCGUUAUUCCACGAAAUGGGCCACGCCAUCCACAGCGUCCUAGGUCGCACCUCUAUGCAAGGCAUAUCGGGAACACGGGUUGCAACCGACUUCUCUGAACUGCCCUCUGUCCUCAUGGAAAACUUCGCUACAGAUCCAGCGGUUCUGAAACUCUUUGCGAGACAUUGGAAGACAGACGCGCCCAUGCCCGAUGAGAUGCUCAAAGUACUUGCCGAAGAAGGGUCAAAGGAAGCUUCUAGACAGGGUGCGUGGAAUAACGAGAGCCAGAUUCUCAUGAGUGUCCUUGAUCAGGUGUACCAUGGGGACGGACCUGUUCAAGCCCUCCGGAGCGGGCGGUACGAUUCUACCGCUGUAUACUACGACGUGUGGAACAAGCACGGCUCCGUGCCCGAGCCGUGGGGAACCUCCUGGCAAGGCUUCUUUGGUCACCUCCACGGAUACGGCGCAAGCUACUAUUCAUACCUAUUCGACACGGCGAUCGCGCGGCGAGUCUGGACGAACGUUUUUCGCGGCGGCGAGGACAAUGGCGCCAUUGAUCGUGCCAGUGGAGAGAGGUUUAAAGAGGAGGUUCUGAAAUGGGGCGGCGGAAGGGAUCCCUGGCUUUGCCUCGAGGGAUUGCUCGGGGAGGGGAAGGGGGUAUUAGCAGAAGGCGGAGAGGAAGCUAUGUUGGAGGUAGGGAGGUGGGGAGUCGGUGUCGGGGCUGGUACCCUCGAUUGACGCAAUGAAGCCGGCUCCGCAGACAAGCGUGGUGGACGCUCUCGUUCAACGUUCUUCCAAUGUGAAUAGAAUUAUGUAACCCUUCGUCGCGUCUGUCUUUAUAUACCAAAUUCAUCCUCAUCUUCUGUC